CCGAUCGAAAUAAAGAACCUUUUAUGGGAGGAUAUGGACAUAUGGUUGGUGUGGCUUUGCCACGGUUGGUGGUGUAAUUUUCUGUUUUUGUCUCUUGGGUUCUUUCCCUCCUUUGCAUAAAAAUAAAUAAAUUAGAAAGCCAUUAGGAAGACCGAUACAUAGAACAAGGUACUAGCAUUCUGCAACCUUCUCGAGUAGUAGAAGCAGCCAUUGAAGAAGAAGAAGCUAUUUCAAUGGAGGAAAACCCCAAACUACUCAUUCUCUACGCUUCUCAGACCGGUAACGCCAUGGACGCUGCUGAGCGCAUCGGCCGUGAAGCUGAGCGCAGAUGCUGCCCUGUCUCUCUCUACUCCAUCGACCAAUUUGAUCCCAGCCUGCUGCCGAGUCAAAGAGCUGUAAUUUUUGUUGUCUCUACCACAGGUCAGGGUGACACUCCUGAUUCAAUGAAGGUGUUUUGGAGGUAUCUACUGCAAAGGCACCUUACUCAAGACUGGCUGGAAGGAGUACACCAUGCAGUUUUUGGAUUGGGAGACUCGGGAUACCAGAAAUACAAUUUUGUUGCAAAGAAGCUGGACAAAAGGCUUUCAGGUCUUGGUGGAACACCUAUUAUUGAAAGAGGUCUUGGAGACGAUCAGCAUCCUUCGGGGUAUGAGGGAUCUUUAGAUCCUUGGAUGUCUUCAUUAUGGAGUUCAUUGAAUCGUAUAUAUCCAAGCCUCUUUCCAAAUGGGGUAGAUGUAGUUCCGGAUAUGAAACUUAUGAAUCAAUCUAAAGUUUCUGUAACAUAUCAUGUCAACGAUGUGGCAAGUUUACUAUACUCAACUUCUUCGGAUUUUGAGUCCAGGGCAUUGCUAAUUGAAAGCGCUCGCUUGAUGUCUCCCGCUAGAUUUCCUGCAGAUAAGAGUAGGCCUCAGUGCUGGUUAAAAAUGACAAGAAAUUGUUCACUAACACGAGAAAGCUGUGGGAGGGAUGUCCGCCAUCUUGAAUUUGAAUUUCAUUCAAAUGCAGUUGGAUAUGAAGUUGGCAAUGUGCUUGAGAUACUUCCAUCUCAAAAUCCUGAUGCAGUAGAUGCAUUCAUACAUCGUUGUAAAUUGGACCCUGAAGCAUUCAUCACAGUUCAGUUGAGAGAUUCAAGCAAUGCUACUGCUGCUGCAUCUAGCGUGCCCAUCAGACUAAGAACAUUUGUGGAGUCGACCAUGGAUGUUGACUCAGCCUCCCCCAGACGUUAUUUCUUUGAGGUGAUGAGUUACUUUGCCACUGCUGAGCAUGAAAAGGAAAGACUGGAAUAUUUUGCAUCAGCAGAGGGCCGAGAUGAUUUAUAUCAGUAUAACCAAAAGGAAAGAAGAACUGUCCUUGAGGUUCUGGAGGAUUUCCCAUCUGUCCAAAUGCCAUUUGAAUGGUUGAUCCAGCUAACGCCCCCUCUGAAAAGCAGAGCCUUUUCCAUUUCUUCCUCUUCUGUCGCUCAUCCUAAUGAAGUGCACUUGACCGUGAGUGUGGUGACAUGGACAACACCAUAUAAGAGGAAAAGGUCUGGUCUCUGCUCAAAGUGGCUUGCUGCACUUGAUCCUCAACAAGGGGUUUUUGUUCCUGUAUGGUUCCAGAAAGGGCUUCUUCCCGUCCCAUCUCCAUCAUUACCCCUUAUUCUCAUAGGACCAGGCACAGGUUGUGCUCCUUUCAGAGGAUUUGUAGCAGAAAGAGCUGUCCAGAGUCAACAUGGUCCAACUGCUCCCAUUCUCUUCUUUUUUGGUUGCCGGAAUAAAGAAGAUGAUUUCUUAUAUAGUGAUUUUUGGUUGCUCCAUUCACGCGAUGGAGGGGUUCUUUCAGAAGAAAAAGGUGGGGGGUUUUAUGUUGCAUUCUCGAGAGACCAGCCACAGAAAGUUUAUGUACAACAUAAAAUGCAGGAGCACGGGCAGAAAGUCUGGGAUUUACUCAGUAAAGGGGCUUCUGUAUACGUUGCUGGUUCCUCAACCAAAAUGCCUUCAGAUGUUAUGUCAACUUUGGAAGAGAUCAUUAGCAAACAAAGUGGGGUUCCAAAGGAAGCUGCUGUGAGAUGGCUCAGGGCAUUGGAGAAGGCUGGUAGAUACCAUGUUGAAGCAUGGUCCUGAAACAUCAUUACUUCCUUUUUUUUAAAAAAAAAAUAAUAAUACUUCAUUAUUAACCUGAAAAAAAAAAAAAAAAAAUUGCUUGGAUACUGUUGAAUUCAUGUUUUAGCAUUUACCAUAGAACAUUUUGUAA
Chenopodium quinoa (quinoa) is the source of this 2232-nucleotide messenger RNA. Its product is annotated as NADPH-dependent diflavin oxidoreductase 1-like. The record is from RefSeq and is a predicted model, not a curated record. NCBI's taxonomy places the organism in Eukaryota, Viridiplantae, Streptophyta, Magnoliopsida, Caryophyllales, Amaranthaceae. The coding region runs from base 234 to 2102 and encodes 622 amino acids. Gene Ontology annotation, cellular component: cytosol. Gene Ontology annotation, molecular function: NADPH-hemoprotein reductase activity; flavin adenine dinucleotide binding; FMN binding. The transcript has 12 exons.